This is a messenger RNA of Schistosoma spindalis, 804 nucleotides long. NCBI's taxonomy places the organism in Eukaryota, Metazoa, Platyhelminthes, Trematoda, Strigeidida, Schistosomatidae. The record is from the annotation of a GenBank genome assembly.
GACCACGCUGCCCUUGACCUCGGAUGAGAUCGCAGGCUCACGAAUUACGAACGAGACUACCGUCUCACGUUCCAGUCGCCGAGUACGAUUACCCAUACGCUUUCGCGACUAACCGCACAGUCAACAUUGGAUACGGUGUAGGACAAUGCCUAUACUACACGCAUGCUACACUUUUCUUUUUUUUAUUUUUUUGUAUCUCGAGCCCACGCCUCCGACCAUCGCCCGUUUGUUAACGUCGACUUCAGUCAACUUUGGGGAAAGCUGGCCUGAUCACCCACGCUCUAGUCAACGCACUCAGUCGAUUGUCUGGCCUCGAAUUCGCCUGGCAUACGCUUGGUCGUCAUGGUCGCUUCCGUUUUCUUCGCUCAACGUGGUUUCGUCCUACGUCUGCAGCGUUUUCUGUUCCGCACCCCUACGAACGCAAUCAUCAGAUCCUGGAUACAAACCACUCUGGUGUGGUACGCUAAUUCGACCAACAAAUAUAGCACACUUUUCCUGGUACCGUUCUUCGCAAAAGACUUUCGUUGACAACUCGAGGAUCAACGAUCACUUCCUGUUCCGCCAAUUCUUCAGUCCUACAAUCGCACUUCUGCCGAUCAUUUCCACGAAUCAAACCGCUAACUAUCAAAAGUGUAAACCAUUUCUAGCGGGGGGCUCCUGUAGUGACCUACUUUUGUCAACAGAACGCGAUUGAUUCAAUGAAAACAAUUAUUAUUAUAACCAAUUGUACCAGUGACUGUUUUACUGUGCUCGUUUGUUUAACUAUGCUAAUGACAGCCAUUACACUUACUCUCCCGUUGACUU